AUGCCUGAGCUCUUCAUGAGCUGGGCAUGUGCCCAGCAGUGUGGCCCAGGAGUUGCUUUCUCCGGCCUUCUUGCAGGAGGUCACUGGAGGGCAGAGGAUGUAGCUGCAGUCAGGACAUGUGGCCGCCAAGAGCGGAAGGAUCGCACUGGGGGCUUCCGCAGUGCAGGGAGCUCCUUGCAGACGACGCCAUCCAACAUUGGUGCUUCCAGCUUCCCAUACCCCCACCCCACACGCUCCUCCCUGAAGCUGCGUGGAGACCUGCUCCUGCUUCUGAACCUUCAAAGUCAACAGCUCCAGGCAAAACCACACAUCCGGGUGGAGGCGGAGUUCGAAGCCUUCUGUGCAGGGGGCCUGGCCCCAGGCUGGAGCCUGACAGUACAGGGACAUGCAGAUACUGGAGAGGACAAGUUUGAAAUCAACUUCUUAACUGACUCGGGAGACAUCGCCUUCCACGUCAAACCCCGAUUCUCCAGCGCCACCGUGAUAGGCAAUGCCUUCCAGGGAGGACGCUGGGGACAGGAGGAAGUGUCCAGCUUGUUCCCACUGACCCUGGGAGAGCCCUUUGAGAUGGAGGUGAGUGCAGAUGCAGAACACUUCCACAUUUACACCCAGGAACACAAGGUACUCCAGUUCCCACAUCGUCACCGGCCACUGGCCACGAUCACCAGAGUGCGGGUACUCAGCGACCAUCGGCUGGCCCAGGUGGAGCUGGCCAAGCGGAGCCUGAGCUGGGGGUAA
Messenger RNA from Cricetulus griseus (Chinese hamster), 738 nucleotides. The record is from RefSeq and is a predicted model, not a curated record. NCBI's taxonomy places the organism in Eukaryota, Metazoa, Chordata, Mammalia, Rodentia, Cricetidae.